This is a messenger RNA of Maniola jurtina (meadow brown), 1368 nucleotides long. RefSeq lists its product as uncharacterized. The record is from RefSeq and is a predicted model, not a curated record. The coding region runs from base 589 to 1224 and encodes 211 amino acids. Lineage: Eukaryota; Metazoa; Arthropoda; Insecta; Lepidoptera; Nymphalidae. The transcript has 3 exons. Gene Ontology annotation, molecular function: sequence-specific DNA binding.
AAAAUUCUUACCAGAAAGACUUGAAAAUUAAAUCAUAUUAUUUUAAAAACAAAAUAUUAGCUGUAUUAUAAUCUCAAAUAGCUGUUAUUUGUUAAUAAUAUGAGACUGGCAACCUAAGAUGUAUAGGUACCUAUAACACUACUAGAUGGCGCUGUCCAACAAAUGAAAAAGGCUAGGUACAUUUUCAACUAGUUGUAAGUUAUACAAAUCAAUUUUCUAGUGCACUUUUAUGUAAUAUGCAAACUUUAGAUCGUAUGCGUAAAUAAAAUACUACGAAAUAGUUAAAGGCCUUACAUGCAAACCUACCUACGUAUCAACUAGAUGGCGUUAGUUGUAGAAAGUUAAAUAACGAAAUCAAUAAAUUCUUUAAAGAUAGACUGAGACAGAAAGAUGUCAGAGUGAAUACAAAAACGUUUCCUGCGUCUCAAAUUCUCAAUCUUUGAUUUGAUUUGUCCACCAAUUGAAGCCAAUUGGCAACUGGAAUAAUGGCCAAUUGGCCACAAAUUUCUCAGUCUUAUGUUAAUCGUUAACUUAAGCGGUCGCGCGUACAUUUUUUAAGCAGAAACUGAAUUGUUUUCACAAACAGCUAUGCCCACUUGCGUAUUGCGAUAUUGUAAAUCUCGGUCCGGUGGUCCUGAAGUUAACUGGAGUUUUUUUUCGUUUCCUCCAGUGGGUAACAAAACACGUAAAGUAUGGAUACAAUUUGUCCAAAAAGAACGCAGAGAAAAUGAUUGGCUUCCGUCUAGUGCGUCGAAGUUAUGCUCAAAGCAUUUCAGGAAGAAAGAUAUUAAAGUUGGCAAAACGGGCCGAGCUUGUUUAGUAAAAGGAUCAUUACCUUGUGAAAAUAAGGAUAAAAAGCCCAUGGCCGUUGAAUCAGAAAGCGAUGAGGAAUCAGACGCAAAAUCAGAAAGUGAUGACGAUUCAGACUCGAAACCACUAGCUGAUGACGUGUCCGACUCAAAACCAGUGAGAGAUGACAUGUCAGAAUCAAAACCAAUCUUCGAUGAUACUGAUGAGGACGUUUCAUUGAAAGCUCAAGUUAAAAAACUACAAAAAGAAAGAAUACGUCAUCAAGAUAAAAUAAAAAAAUUGGACCAACAAAAUCAAUUGCUAAAACGUAAACUGUCAAAAUUGAAAAAUUUUGUUAUCAAUUUAGUAAAAAAAUAUGAUCUUGAAAUUACCGGUCAAAUGCAAGUCGCCCCACGCAAGGAAAGCGUUUCGUAGAAUGAAGAUGUUCUUUCAAUGUAUCAUAAUCGUGAUGUACAAGAAACAAAAGUAGUUUUUAGGGUCAAAUUUUGUGUCCCAAAAGUGAGAUUUAUUAGGAAAAAUAUUGUACCUAUACCUACGUUGACAUCGAAAUAAAAUAGU